AUGGCCAAUUCGUUCCCCUCGACACCUUUCACAUCGCCCUCUUGGUCUAGAGAACAGGAUGAAAACUCUUUUGUCAAAUUGCAGCUUCCGCCGACUCGUCCGCUCGUCUCCCCAGUAUACACGGGGCAUUCAAGCACAAGUAAUACUCUGCUUGAGAUUUUACCCAAACGAACAAUAUUUAAUCCUUGGUCCGACUUUGACGGCAAGGUGAGAACUGCACGUGAUGAUAGCAGAACUCUUAUCGCUUCUCUCCCUGACAAGGAAAGGUUUGAAGUUGGGUGCAGGUUUAUUGGAGCUAAGCAGCAAUUAACAGAGAGUUUUAUCAUAACCUCCGAGACUAAUACGUCGCAUGUUGCAUUGAGUGCUUCUGCUUCUGUGGCUUGUGUUUAUGGAAAGCUCAACAAAAGGCCAACAAUCGCUACCGCUGGUUACAACAAACGCAUUCCAUCGUCCGUGUUCCGGUACGGUGGGUCGCCACCGAUUGAUUUGGUCUUCCGUCGUUCUCCAGCGUUUUUGUUUUCGGAGGGUAUGGACCUGAAUCAAGAACAAAUCAUUUUGGUGGCAGGAGUAGCGAAGGGGUCGUCAAUGCCGCUCAUUCCAGCUCCUGCUCAGGAGAAUUCUUCAGUGCAUGUUGCCGCCGCGCACAAUGGCGGAUUUAAAACGGAGGGGAAGAGCUGGUACGUGAGAAUGAUGUCACAGGCCUUGAUACACGGCAUGCAUACGAAGAAUGGGUGCGUCUUAUUAACAAACCACAACGACGCCAUGUUCAUGAAGGUUAAAGCGCACAGUGGGAGGAGCGGAUGGAAACUGGAGGUCGAGGUUUCCAGGCUUUACAAGUGUAACGCGGACGAGUCCUCGUUUCAUGGCAUCAUCGCGGUGCUCCGCGAAAGCGACACCAGCCCUGACAGGGGCGAUGAAUUGCAAGCAGCGUUCAAUGAUUUUCAACAGACUCGCCUGAGGAAGAACCCGCGUGAAAGCUCUGGGCCCAAUGAUAGUAGUUGCAACGUUUUGAAACCCGAGGAGAUAACAACGGGACUGGGCUCUCGUGUCAGUGAGGCGGCAUCUGAUCGUAAUGGCACCAAAGCUGCAAAUACGGCAGCAUAUAUCCAGAACAGACAUAAGCGUCCGAAAACCCAGGACAGCGCAUUAUUUGAACAAGAUGCAGCACCGUUGUAUCAGCCAGAACUGAUCCGCCGUUUAAUGGAGGCUUCAGAUGACAUCAUCACGACGGACGGACACUCGACGGUGUUGCGGAGCUGGAAUGGUGACAUGGAAGUAGCCGUGAAGUACUGGAACUGCGCCAGCCAAGAAGGAUUAGAUAUGAUCGUGAACGAGGCUGAGUUGUUCGAGGAAAUCGCAGAUAGAUGUCCACGCUUGUUAGGGACGGUGUUACCGCGUGUAGUGGCGCUUUGGAAAGAACCAGCCACGGACACAGUGGUCGUGACAGAGCACGUGGGAGAAUCUUUGAGCAUAGAAACGAACGAAAACGGGCUCAAUGAAGUUUUGAUGUGUGGGACUGUUGUGCUUGGCAGCAGAGAUAGUGAAUUGCUAACACAAGCGGCGCACGAAGCACUUAAAGAGCUUCAUGAGACUGGAUUGCGACACAUGGACAUCGGCACGCGGAACAUGAGGGCGAAACGAGAGAUUGAUGAGAAGGGAGCAGUGAUCUGGAGGGUGUGGUUUAUUGACCUUGGGCUGGCGUACUUUUCACAGGAUGACCGUGAUAAAGAACAGGAUGAGAACGAUCUACGACGUGCAUGUGCCACCAAGUUCAGUAGAUCAACAUGUGACACUGCCGCACCCGUGGAUUCCAGCGAAUCGACGAGUGACGACGAGAAUGAGGAUUGUUUCCCUUAGAAUACGGUACACCAUAUCUGGUGUAUAACCAUGUACAGCAGUCGUCCUUGAUGAACAGCAAUAGUACUGCGCAGUGGGCAGUAAAAAGGAGGUUGUAGU
Molecule: messenger RNA, 1956 nt
Organism: Chondrus crispus (carragheen)
Lineage: Eukaryota; Rhodophyta; Florideophyceae; Gigartinales; Gigartinaceae
Exons: 2
Coding region: 1-1857 (618 amino acids)
Biological process (GO): protein phosphorylation
Molecular function (GO): protein kinase activity; ATP binding
Source: RefSeq, a predicted model, not a curated record